Messenger RNA from Schistocerca nitens (vagrant locust), 1729 nucleotides. Its product is annotated as TLC domain-containing protein 5-like. The coding region runs from base 258 to 920 and encodes 220 amino acids. Gene Ontology annotation, cellular component: membrane. The record is from RefSeq and is a predicted model, not a curated record. The transcript is spliced from 3 exons. NCBI's taxonomy places the organism in Eukaryota, Metazoa, Arthropoda, Insecta, Orthoptera, Acrididae.
AUUUAUUACUGCAUACUAUUGAUCACUGACAUCUCUGAUAUCACGUGCACCAAGACACGGCAUUUAAGAUUUGUUGCGACUCGAUGUUGCAGCAGCGGUAGAAAUCUUUGGUUAUCGCGAAAAAUGGUUGUCGCCAAAACGAGAAAUGGAAUUACUAGAAUUACAAAUUGUUCAGCAAAACCGUAUCAGUCGUGAAAAAAUCAAUGUAUUUACUGAAAUAAUUCUUAAGAAUAAGUUACAUUUUGGAGUAAAUAAACAUGUUAUCUUCCUGGACAGUCUUAGCUACGGCAACAGUGUGGACAGCUCUAUAUCACGGAAUAAGAUAUCAGUUUAAAUUGGACCCUGAAUGGUCAUGUAGGUUACUAACAGCGUUCCAUGCUACGCUUGUGACAGUGCUUGCCGUUCUGGCAUGCUUCCUUGGACCGUGGCCCUUCACGGACCCUGGUGGUCCCAACACAACUUUACAAUGCGUUGUGCUUGUUACAAGUCUUGGCUAUUUUAUAUUUGACUUCAUAUGGUGCCUUUAUCAUCAGACAGAAGGUGCUACCAUGCUUAUUCAUCAUGCAGUAAGCAUCAUUGCAAUUAGCCGAGUACUAAUGAAAGGUGUGUCUGGCACUGAAGCUGUGGCGGGGGUUGGUGGAUUGGAAAUUACUAAUCCUUUGCUUCAGGCAAGAUGGUUUCUUCGUUCUUCUGGUUACAAAGGUACUGUUGUGUUUUACUUAACAGAAAUUACCUUCAUGCUGACGUUUUUUGCUAUGAGAAUAAUUCUUGGAAGUUAUCUCUUCUUUGCUGUUGUCUCACAUCCACAGCCAGAUUUCGAAAGUAAAGUGUAUUGCACAGCAUUUUAUGUGCUGUCAUGGGUAUUUAUGAUAUACAUUUUACAAUACUUCAGAAUGAAGUAUGUAAUAAAGUCAAAAUAAGAAAUAUGGGGGGGCUAUUAUGUGAUGUGACAGUAAACCGUUUUUAUUUAUUUGCCAUUUAUAGUAAUGAUUCUUACAGUUGUCUUUCAGUCUGAACACAAGCAAAGAGUGAGGUGAUUAACAUUCAACUUUCAAUACAGUGAAUGCAAAGCAGGGAAAUUAUCGAAAUAGGCUUGUGCUCUCUUAACGUGCUGUGUUAUGCCAUUUAUAGACAGUUUCCUUUAAUUGUCUCACUUUCUUAACGGAAAAAUAGUGUGACAAAACUUCCUUUCCCUUGUGAUUGCAUCUUAGCAUAUAGUAAGGUGCUUUUUAGUAGCACACUGUUUGUUCUUUAAAUAUUUCGUAGUAGAGUUUUUACUAUCUGCUUCAAGUGCUCAGGUUUUCAUGUUUCUACUGAGUAUGUGGUGAGAGGGGAAAAGGGAAGGAGGGUAUGGUUGACGAUCUUAUAAAAACAAGAUAUGUGUAAACAUAGAGAAAUGCUUCAAUGAAAUCCGAUUUAAAUGCAUACUAUCAAACCUAUGGGUACUACUUAUAAAUUCACAACUGGUUGGUUUAAAGUAAAGCAGUCCUCGAGACUGGCUUUAGUAAACAUGUACUUACUUAAUUUUAACAUAUGGCUGUGUUGUAAUUUUUCUGUUGCAUAACUUUCUUCUGUGUAAAACUGUGUUCCUGGUGUGGUAUUUAUCAACAUCACUGCACAAAAUUAUUUAACAUGUGUGUGUGUAUAUAUAUAUACAUUUUUUUUACAACUUGUGUAUUAAACAUGGAAAUUAUUUAUUACAAUUUUGAUAUGUUAUGUAUAUAUUUUU